Messenger RNA from Rattus norvegicus (Norway rat), 3459 nucleotides. It is a transcript of the gene Acbd3, whose product is annotated as acyl-CoA binding domain containing 3. Gene Ontology annotation, molecular function: fatty-acyl-CoA binding. Gene Ontology annotation, cellular component: Golgi membrane; mitochondrion. The record is from RefSeq and is marked validated. NCBI's taxonomy places the organism in Eukaryota, Metazoa, Chordata, Mammalia, Rodentia, Muridae.
GCAGGAAGUCGAUACGUGGCCGCCGCCUGUCCCCGCCGAGGAGGCGCUGCGAGCGGAGAUGGCGGCGCAGCUGAACGUAGAGCAACUUGAGGUGUCGCUCGACGGCCUCACGCUGAGCCCGGAUUCAGAGGAGCGGCCCGGCGCGGAGGGUGCCCCGCUGCAGACGCCGCCGUCCUCGCCCCCCGGGGAUGGACUGGGCUCCGGCACAGCGGGACAGCAGCGGGAGCCCGGGGAGGCGGCGGCUGAGGGCGCGGCCGAGGAGGCGCGGCGGAUGGAGCAGCACUGGGGCUUUGGCCUGGAGGAGCUAUACGGGCUGGCGCUGCGCUUCUACAAAAUAAAAGAUGGCAAAGCCUUCCAUCCAACUUACGAAGAAAAACUGAAGUUUGUGGCACUGCAUAAGCAAGUUCUUUUGGGCCCAUAUAACCCAGACACUUCCCCUGAGGUUGGAUUCUUUGAUGUGUUGGGGAAUGAUAGGAGGAGAGAAUGGGCAGCUCUGGGAAACAUGUCCAAAGAGGACGCCAUGGUAGAGUUUGUGAAGCUUCUGAAUAAGUGCUGUCCUCUCCUCUCAGCAUAUGUUGCGUCCCACAGAAUAGAGAAGGAAGAAGAAGAAAAAAGAAGAAAGGCGGAGGAGGAGCGAAGGCAGCGUGAAGAAGAAGAACGAGAGCGGCUGCAAAAGGAAGAAGAGAAACGGAAGCGAGAGGAGGAGGACCGACUCAGACGGGAGGAAGAAGAGAGGCGGCGGAUAGAAGAAGAGAGGCUUCGGCUGGAACAGCAAAAGCAGCAGAUAAUGGCAGCUUUAAACUCGCAGACUGCCGUGCAAUUCCAGCAGUAUGCGGCCCAGCAGUAUCCAGGGAACUACGAGCAGCAGCAGAUUCUCAUCCGCCAGCUGCAGGAGCAGCACUAUCAGCAGUACAUGCAACAGUUAUACCAAGUCCAGCUUGCACAGCAACAGGCAGCAUUGCAGAAGCAGCAAGAAGUAGUGGUGGCUGGGGCUUCAUUGCCUGCGUCAGCAAAGGUGAACACAGCUGGAGCAGGUGAUCCCCUGCCAGUGAACGGACAGGCCAAGACCCACACUGAGAAUCCCGAGAAAGUCCUUGAGCCAGAAGCUGCGGAAGAGGCCUUGGAAAAUGGACCCAAAGACUCUCUUCCAGUGAUUGCAGCUCCUUCCAUGUGGACAAGACCACAGAUCAAAGACUUUAAAGAGAAGAUUCGGCAGGAUGCAGAUUCUGUGAUUACAGUCCGGCGAGGAGAAGUAGUCACCGUUCGAGUCCCCACUCAUGAGGAAGGAUCAUACCUCUUUUGGGAAUUUGCCACAGACAGUUAUGACAUUGGGUUUGGGGUUUAUUUUGAAUGGACAGACUCUCCAAACGCUGCUGUCAGUGUGCAUGUCAGUGAGUCCAGUGACGACGAAGAGGAGGAGGAAGAAGAAAAUGUCACUUGUGAAGAGAAAGCCAAAAAGAAUGUCAACAAGCCUCUGCUGGAUGAGAUUGUACCUGUGUACCGGCGGGACUGUCAUGAGGAAGUGUAUGCAGGCAGCCACCAGUACCCAGGGAGGGGGGUCUAUCUCCUCAAGUUUGAUAACUCCUACUCUCUGUGGAGGUCUAAGUCAGUCUACUACAGAGUCUAUUAUACUAGAUAAAGCUGGUGUUACAGAGUCGGAGUCUGGGGUUGAGCAGAAGAUGACAUUUAAUUUCCUUUGACUUUUGUGGCGCAUAGGAGUCAGUGUUUACCUUCUCGAUUGUGUUCUGAUGGUUUAUGAACUCUUACUGAGAACCAGGAUUCCUUGAGACUCGUUAGCGUUAAUGCUCUGAUGUUAAAAGCAGUUCUGAAGACUCAUCUAGCCCUUGGGUGCUGACCAGCAGAGCCGCUCGUGGAUAUUGGAGUUACAAGAGCUACGUGUUAAUAUUCAGUCUCCAAAAUAAACAUCCCGGCGUUGCCCUGACCUGGCUGGUGGGUGCACUGCUGUCUGUUCCGUGCGUUGUACAGAGCCACGGUUAGAGCCGUAACUGGGAAUGCUUCUGAACUAGUCUCCUCCUGUGCAGCUGGCUUUGACUGGAGUGCAACAGUUUGAGACUUAAAAGCUCAAGACUUCACAGGUUAUAGUAGAAAAAGAAAUGGCCUCAACUUGAUCUCACCUGAGUGACCAAGGCUGUUUUUGCUUUGGGUACAACUGUUUAGUUAGUUAUGUUACAGAGAAUUAUUUUCUGAGAGAAUGACAACUUAGAAUAUUCAAGCCCGGUAGGUGAUUGAUGUGUAGAGAUUCAUAGACGGCCUCAGCACCCUCCCACCCGUCCUCCCACCCGUCCUCCCACCCGCCCUCCCAUUCUCAGGCCUUUUCUUCCACCUGCCAUUCAUACUACUGCUAACAAAAAACUAUUGAUUUUGUUUUCAUAGAGUUUUGUGGAACAUCUCAAAUUGAAACUAUUUUCUGUAAAAAAUAACAUGGCCAGGAGUUUUAUAAACUCAACUGGCACCUACUGAAUUAAAAUAUGCAAAAUCACUUUAGUGUAAUUCAGCAUUUGAAGAGUGCUGCUGCACUAAUAGGAAGUCACUGCCAGAGACAGUCUGAAUUUCUUUCUGUUCCUUAUGAGGGCACAAACCACCCCACAGUCCUGGUGGAGCUGCAAUCUAGAGAAAAUUGGAAACUCACAUGCUUAAAUGUUACAGCUUAAUCUGUCUUAUGUCUUACUGGUGGAAAAAGGAACAUCUUCAGUUUUCUCAUGGAAACAAGUCCACGUUCACUGCUUCCCAUCUGUGUGAGAGGUUAAGUAUGUAAAGGGAGGGUAGUAUAGACAGAAAACGACACAGUGUACGCCCACUGCUGUAUUGCCUCUGAAGUCUAAGGUUUAGUUUUGACAUCACAGGUCCCUUCCAGGGGCCCCACUGGCCAGCUGCAGUGUGCACAGGCUACUACGUCAGGCUGUGUGAGGUUUUCAUUUGCUGCCUUUCCUUCUGUUUAUAAUACCUGGUUUAUAGGUUCUCUUUUGUUUGUUAAGAAACUGGAUUAUUUUCUUCUAACCAAUGCUUAAUUUGUGUUUUUGAAUUUUCACUCGGAAGUAGUCAAAUGUCUAUGCUGUUACACCCAGAAUAUUCAUUAGGCCCCACAGCUCUUCUGUAUAUAUAGAAACCACAGAGUUAGGAUUUUUUUUUUUAAUGAGAAAAAUACUGUAUUUAAAAUGUAAAAUAAACUUUUAAAAAGCAAGCACUAAUAUAUAUUUCUUUCAGCCUUUGAUUACAAUUUUGUCCUUGCACAUGUUAAGAUAAAUUAUCUUCUAAAAAUCUUGUUCUUGGGAGCAGUGUAUGUCACUUUACAUAGCAGUUUCUGUCACAUGUUCAUAUCUGAACAUUUUUGGUUCUAGACUUUUUUAUUGCCUUUGGCUGUCGAUUAGUACCAUACAAGUGCAAUUUCAAAAAGAUCUUCAAAGUAAUAUAUUUAAUCAAUUAAAAUGUUUGUCUGCA